AUGCUUCGAACGGCCGGAUUCGGUUCAAAAACAGUAGAAGAUCAGGACAAGGAUAAUGACUCUCAGACUGUCGCGGUCGAGGACGACGACGAUCACGACCACGACGACGAUGACGACCACCACCACCACCACCACCACCAGACUGCCAGGGCCGAGGAGAAAGAGCGCGUGCGGGAGAUCGCGGUAGCCAAGCUCUGCGCUAUGCUCGGCCGCCGCCAGCGUCAAUUAACCCAUACAUCGCUCGACGAUUGGGUCGAGACCAUGCAGCAGCCAGGCCUCCAACAAGGCAAAGCGAAGGCAGCAACCGUUCAGACCGCUCUCUCAUUCGAGCCCGAAAAGCGCAAAAACCCGCCCAGGUCGGACACGCGCGAACCUAAACGCCUAAAAGUGCGGGAAGAAGCGGUCGCGAAGUCGGAAGAAUCUCAGUUGCAGGAACUGAAAAUUAAAAAACUUAAGUUAAGCCAAUCGAAACCGCCGACGGCCGAAUCGGCAAUUAAGCCGGAAACCCCCGUGAAUCUUUCAGAUGAUGACAGGGAAGAACGCCAGUUGCGCUCCCGCGAAAGAAACCGUGAUUAG
Molecule: messenger RNA, 576 nt
Organism: Aspergillus melleus
Lineage: Eukaryota; Fungi; Ascomycota; Eurotiomycetes; Eurotiales; Aspergillaceae
Exons: 3
Coding region: 1-576 (191 amino acids)
Source: RefSeq, a predicted model, not a curated record